Messenger RNA from Fomitopsis serialis, 1301 nucleotides. RefSeq names its product CobW/HypB/UreG, nucleotide-binding domain-containing protein. Gene Ontology annotation, cellular component: cytoplasm. The coding region runs from base 274 to 1029 and encodes 251 amino acids. The transcript is spliced from 7 exons. NCBI's taxonomy places the organism in Eukaryota, Fungi, Basidiomycota, Agaricomycetes, Polyporales, Fomitopsidaceae. The record is from RefSeq and is a predicted model, not a curated record.
ACCAUGUCCUCGUCAAUCCAGAAACGUCCCACAUCCCCAUUACUGUCUUCACCGGAUUUUUGGGAGCAGGAAAGACGUCUAUCAUCCUGUCCCUGCUACCGAAGCUGCCGAAAGACUACCGCGUCGUCUUACUUAAAAACGAGUUCGGCGAUGUCGAAGGUAUGUAGCGAACUGCUGUGCUCGGUGGGAAUAUUCAAGUGAGCUGUCGAACAGUUGACAGUCAACUUGCGAAGCAAUCUAGUCUAGCCGCUGUUAGCGAAAUUCUGAACGGAUAUGAAGACUGCCUUGUUGGAGAUCAAAGAGAAAUACCGGCCAGACAGGAUUAUCAUCGAGUGCUCAGGCUCCGCAUUCCCCGCUACUCUGGCUUUCCAGAUCCGCGAGCUCGAACGAGAGACGGAGUACGAUCUACGGCUCGACGCGAUAGUCACGGUGAUCGACGCCGAGAACUUCACAGGCUACGAAGAUACCUCUCCGACAGCGAAGAUGCAGGCGAGCUACACAGACGUCAUCCUCAUCAACAAAUGGGAACACAUAUCCGACCGCGCGCUGGACAUCCUCAUUGACCACCUGAAUACACUGAAUGACUUGACGCCCAAAGUCCGCUGUGAAGGCCGCGCGGGCGUCGACCCCAACCUCAUAUUUGGGCUCGACUCCAAGCUCUUUCUUGUAGAAGCCGAGCACCCCCACGCAAAUCAUCACGACGAGGUGGAGACGCCGCCCCACUCCGCAGGCCACAAUCACGAACAUGGUCAUGGUGAUCGUGUGGUCGACGCAGUCAACGGGGAGACAUUGUCUAGUGCACUCAGUGGCCUCUCAAAGGAGACGAUCUGGCGAGUCAAGGGCUUCGUACGGACGGCAGAAGGCAUCCGCAUACUGAACUGGGCGUUCGGGCGAUUCGACCUCAGUCCGACCUCCGCGGAUGGGCUCGGAGAUCGGGGCUCCGUGCUGCUGACCGUCAUGGGCGAAAGAGGAGAGGUUAAGCGGGCUGCACGCAAAUUUGCGGAGAAGCUUGGGGCGAGCAUAGCUUGAAUAGACAUACUACCGUGGCAUCCGGCUAUAUUUGAUAUUGAGACCCUGGUGAGUGGUGUUUAGUACAGGUUUAGCAUGUAGUUCCGCGUUCAAGUUGGAUUUCUGCAUCUUAUGUUGAUCAGCCAGUCAUGUCCCUGUGUGGUGCUUUUGUGAUUCCCUUUGGAGUACGAGUACGUUGAGCCUCCCAGUCAAAGCCUGCGCGGAUUGAAACGACGUAAGCGUAGUUCUAAUACCUGAAUUAUGAGGAAAGAAUUGUACUACUUUCCCCUCGC